Molecule: messenger RNA, 1611 nt
Organism: Ectocarpus siliculosus
Lineage: Eukaryota; Phaeophyceae; Ectocarpales; Ectocarpaceae
Source: the annotation of a GenBank genome assembly
AUGUUGGUGGAAGUUGACAACGAUGCGGCGGGCGCUGCUGGUGCUCAUCCUCCUCCUGCUGGUGGUGUAGUUUCAUUUUCAUUGUCCCGCUCUCUUUCGAUUAGGGUGGACGGAGCCGCCAGGCACGGAGACUUCGCGCUCGUGAGCCGCCUCCUGCAGGCCGCGCGCGCUGCGGGGAUGCUGCUCGACGGAAUCAGGGGGAGCCUCUUCAUGUCGGCCGCGUUCGGGGGCAAUGCCAACAUCGUCAGGGCUCUGGCCCAGGCUGGCAGGGGCGGCGGCGGUAACGGCAGCGGCGGCGGCGAUGACACCGUUAUCGCCGACAUCAACAAGCCCGACCUGUCGACGGGGCAACGGCCCCUGCACGUGGCCACGCGCCUGGGCCACAGGUCAGCUGUCCGUGCCCUCCUCUUCUACGGAGCCGACGUCAAUGCGCCCGUGCAACCCCUGCCUUCUUCCAAGGUGUCCUGGCCGAAGACGCUGCUCGGCGGCAUGACGGCACUGCACUGGGCGUCCCUCCGUGGCUACUCCGAGAUCGUCGAGGACCUGAUAAUGAUCGGGGGCGAUCUGAACGCGCGGGUCUCGCACUCGGGCGAGACGCCGCUGCACCUCGCGGCCAGGCACGGGCAGGCGGCGGCGGUGGGCGUGCUGCUGGACGCGGGUGCGGCGGCGUCGGUGUUUUCUCGGCACAACCUCUCCCCGAUGGAUCUCGCGGCCUCGUCGAACGACUCGAGCACCCUCAUCGAAUUCCUCCACCGCGGGAUGGAUCCCAACGCAAGGAACGCGCUUGGAUACACCGCGGUGCACCAGGCCGCCUACAACAACGCCUCCGACGCCCUUAGGCUGCUUCUCGAGUCCGGCGGGAGUGCGAGCUCGGCUACGGACGUGGGCCACUACACGCCUCUGCACGUGGCAGCUGCCUUCUCUACCCGUUCUUCUGCAACAGCAGCGCCAGCGCCAGCAGCUGGCUUUAUUUGCCCAACCAACAACAACAAUAACAAGGACACCGCCGCCGCUGCCCGCCACGCCCCGGCAGCAGCCUCUGCAGUGCGGACCAUCGUCCGCUACGGCGGGGGGGCGGACGUGCUGCGGGUGGACGCCCUCGAUGCGGAAGGCUCGACGCCGCUCCACACGGCCUGCGUCAACCUCCAAGAUGAGGCCGUCCGCGACCUGCUGGACGUCGGAGCGAACGAGAAGCUUUUCACCCUGUCCAUCGGCGACUUCGUGAAGACGACUCCUGACAACUACGGCGCGGGGGGGGCAUCUGCUGCAGGAGGUGGUGGCGGUGACGACACGUGUGAUCGCACCCAAGGCCGGCCGGUUCACGACGGAAGGAGGAGGGACGGCGGGUGGUGGUCGUGCAGCGGGGGAAGGCGGGGAGCGGGGGUUGGCGGCGGUGGUCAAUACCGCGACGGCGCUGGAGGACGAGGGUGUCUUCAGGAGGAUCGUGCUCUACCUGUGACUGCCGUGAGGCAACGGCGGCGGCGGCGAAGUUGGUCGGGUACUGUAGUCCACGGCCUGGCACGGUACCGUCACGGCACUCUCCCGACCUGGCAACCGACCUGCUGCUGCUGCUGCUUCUACCGCUGCACAAGUACAAACUUUUUUCGUUGA